This is a messenger RNA of Calliphora vicina (urban bluebottle blowfly), 2119 nucleotides long. It is a transcript of the gene shep, whose product is annotated as alan shepard. Gene Ontology annotation, cellular component: cytoplasm; nucleus; ribonucleoprotein complex. Gene Ontology annotation, molecular function: mRNA binding. Lineage: Eukaryota; Metazoa; Arthropoda; Insecta; Diptera; Calliphoridae. The coding region runs from base 591 to 2108 and encodes 505 amino acids. The record is from RefSeq and is a predicted model, not a curated record. The transcript has 9 exons.
GCAACAGCAGUGAUACUGUUGCAAACUUCGUUAUCCCUGCUAAUAAUAAUAAUAAUACUUUGAGACCUUUAGGCGACAUUUCAAUAUCAAACAGCAUCAACAUCAGCCUGCGAUCAAAGGCUACAACAGCAACAACAGUAACAAGAGCAACUACUAGUACUACUGCUACUGUUGCCAACAACACCAACACAACGGCCUCAACGUCGUCACUGUUGUCCUUAACAGCUGCUGCAGCCACCACAACAACAGCAGUAACCACGCAGCAACAACAGGAACAACCUUUAUUUUACACUUGCACAGCAGCAUCAUCGUCCUUGUUGGCCCAACCACCACCAACAAAAAUUUUUAAAACGGAUCAUUUGUGUGUGAACGCCUACGGUUUGCCCCCGGUUGCUGCUGCCACCGCUGCUGCUGCUACUGUUGGGCAUCCUUGCGUUUAUUGUGUUUUUCCUGUUGUGGGAAGUUCUUCCACCCCAACCGCCGCUACUGUUACAGCAGCUGUACCACCUCCACCACCGCGUAACGUCUUUCCGGGAGCUCCGCCCCCAGCUCCUACGGUCACUUUAAAAGGGGCCCCUCGACCACCAGCCAUGACUAGUCCAGCAACAGCUGUUGCCGCUGCUGCUGCAGCCGCUGCCGGCGGCUUAGCUGGUGCCCAGUAUCGUGGUGCCACUUGGACGCCACAAGGUUAUACACCAGCUGCAGCCGCUGCAGCUGCUGCUGCCGCCGUUGCUCAGCAGGCAUAUCGUUAUACGGCUCCAUUGCCACAACCAGCCUAUGCUGCUUAUACACCGCAUACAACAACAACUCCAGCAACAACAACGUACGGUCAACGUGUUCCAACCGCAACAUCACCAAGUAAUACAAAUUCAAGCAGCUCAUCAAACACUGGAUCCCAAAGUGGAACAUUAAGUACUAGUCUAAGUAAUACCAAUACAAAUACAACAAUGGGUCCUAAUAAUGGUACAACACAACAACACCAUCAUCAUCAACAAGGCGAACAAUUGUCAAAAACAAAUUUAUACAUUAGAGGAUUACAACAAGGCACAACCGACAAAGAUUUAGUUACUAUGUGUGCACAAUAUGGAACUAUUAUAUCCACCAAGGCUAUUUUAGAUAAAACAACAAAUAAAUGUAAAGGUUAUGGUUUUGUGGAUUUCGAAUGUCCUGCAUAUGCUGAAGGAGCUGUUAAAGGACUACAGGCAAAGGGCGUUCAAGCUCAAAUGGCCAAAGUGGGUGUUUGGGUACUACAUAGGCCGGCCAUUCAACAAGAGCAGGAUCCCACAAAUUUGUAUAUUGCAAAUUUGCCACCAAAUUUCAAAGAGACCGAUCUGGAAGGCAUGUUAUCCAAAUAUGGACAAGUUGUGUCCACUAGAAUUUUACGUGAUGCUCAAAUGAAUUCAAAGGGUGUUGGUUUUGCUCGCAUGGAGAGUCGUGAAAAGUGUGAACACAUUAUUGCCAUGUUCAAUGGCACUACCAUACCGGGUGCCAAAGAUGCUUUACUAGUUAAGUUUGCCGAUGGUGGCCCCAAAAAGAAGAAUCUCUUUAAGGCUCCCGAUCAGGGCGCCAGAACGUGGCGUGACGUUUCCGCCGAGGGCAUACCAGUUACUUAUGAUCCAUCGGCCAUGCAACAGAAUGGUGUUAGUGUUAAUGUGGGCACUCCCAUUGGUAUGCCAUAUUCACGUUUCGGUGCUCCUCAGGUGGGCGGUUAUCCAAUGGCUGGUUCACAAUGGAUUCCUGGCUAUAUGAUGACACAGCCGAUCACUCAGGUAGAUGAUCAGUAUAUGCAAAUGGCUGCUGCACCACAGUUGAGUGUUGCUUCCUAUAAACCAGAUGCUGUCAAUCAGGUGCAACCACGCGGUAUAUCAAUGAUGGUUAGCGGCGAAACAGGUGUACCAUACGGUACAAUGAUGCCACAAUUGGCCACAUUGCAAAUUGGCAAUUCGAAUUUCUCUCCAUCAUUACAGUAUAUUAGUCCAACUUAUCCAUAUUAUGCACAACCUACAAUUAUACCAACAAUGCCAAUGACAGAUUCUGAGCAGGCUAGCACAGCUGCAUCACCCGAUGAGGCAUAUACGCAGUAUCCACAUCCAGCCGCUCCCAAAUAGGUUUUCGCGAG